AUGAAGCUCACUGCCACCCUCUCCCUGGUCACACUGGCUCUCUUGUACAGCUCUGCUUCUGCAGAGAUCUGCCCUGGCUUUCUACACAUCAUCGAAAACGUCUUCAUGGGCACACUGUCCAGUUAUGAGACUGCUGUGGAACCUUUCAGCCCUGAUCAAGACAUGAGAGAUGCGGGAACCCAGCUGAAGAAGCUGGUGGACACCCUCCCCCAGAAGGCCAGAGACAGCGUCAUUAAGUUCACGGAAAAAAUAGUCAAAAGCUCACUGUGCAAUUAG
Molecule: messenger RNA, 276 nt
Organism: Carlito syrichta (Philippine tarsier)
Lineage: Eukaryota; Metazoa; Chordata; Mammalia; Primates; Tarsiidae
Gene: SCGB1A1
Product: secretoglobin family 1A member 1
Exons: 3
Coding region: 1-276 (91 amino acids)
Biological process (GO): signal transduction
Cellular component (GO): cytoplasm
Source: RefSeq, a predicted model, not a curated record